Messenger RNA from Paramecium sonneborni, 531 nucleotides. The record is from the annotation of a GenBank genome assembly. NCBI's taxonomy places the organism in Eukaryota, Ciliophora, Oligohymenophorea, Peniculida, Parameciidae.
AUGGACUCUUUGUUCUUCAUUCGGAUUGAGAGAGAAAAAGUAUUUUAUAAAUCAGUUUGGGGUGAAAUGGCAACAAUAAUAGUCCUAACAUUUGUUAUUGUUUACUCAAUAAAUUAAUUUAUUUAUUGGGAAUCAGUUAAAUGAUCUCUCAAGUUUCAACAUAUUAAAAACUUAUUAGUGAAGAAAGUUAUUUAGAAUAACUUUUUUUUAAAGAAAGAUCCCCAUUAAUUGGUUGAUAUAAUUGAUAGCUAAAUAAAUCCAUUUGAUAAUAACUCAAUGAUUAAUAUCCCAUUACUUUAUAUAUCUAAUGAAGAAUAGGCUUAUAGGUUAGAUUUUUUAGAAGAUGGAUAGUAUAAAACUUUAAUUGUAGAUUUGAAUAAUUAGCUGGAUAAUUAUUUGAUAAUAAUUUUUGUUAAAUGUAUAGAUAAUGAAUAAAAUAUAUCUGGAAUAUAAAAUUGUGCAAGUUAAGAAUAUAGUGAUAAAUUCUUCAAUUAAAUCGAUUUUAGUCUUAAAUACAUGGACUUUAUUUGA